AUUAUUAGAGGCUUACAGCUCAGAGACAGACACCCUUUACUGUUCCAGUUCUUUUCUUUUUUCCUCCUCCUUCCCUGUAUUCUUCCUUCCCCACUUGCCCGUUCCAAGAAACAAAGAACCAUUGAGUUUCGAAAGCACAAAAAAAGCAAAAGCCAUAAAAAAAAAAAAUAGAAGGAAAAAGACGGUUCCAUCCUAUCCAUCCUUUUGUCCUUUUAAGUGCCAACAUUCAUAGACUGUUGCCCAUUCCCUCAUUCUUCUGGAAUUGUCCAUUACAGUGUGAAAACCAGAAAACAGAAAAAUGGGAUCUUUCAGGGUUCUGUUUGCUCUGUUUUCAGUUCUGCUGCUGGUGAUCUGCUCCAAUGGGGAAGACCCUUACAGGUUCUACAAUUGGAAUGUGACUUAUGGUGACAUAUACCCUCUUGGAGUUAAACAAAAGGGGAUUUUGAUUAACGGGCAAUUUCCUGGGCCGUCGAUUGAGAGUGUCACCAAUGACAACAUCAUCAUCAGUGUCUUCAACAGCUUGGACGAGCCUUUCCUCAUCUCAUGGAAUGGAGUGCAACAGAGACGGAACUCGUGGCAGGAUGGAGUGUACGGGACCAACUGCCCGAUCCCGCCGGGGCAGAACUUCACGUAUGUCCUUCAAGUGAAGGACCAGAUUGGGAGUUACUUCUACUUCCCUUCUCUUGCUUUCCACAAGGCAGCCGGUGGAUUCGGGGGCUUUAAAAUUGCCAGCAGAUCCGUGAUUCCGGUGCCUUUCGACCCUCCUGCCAGUGACUUCACCAUCCUUGCCGGUGAUUGGUUCAUGAAAAAUCACACUGAUUUGAGAGCAAUUUUAGAUAGCGGCAGCAACCUUCCCUUCCCCGAUGGGCUGCUGAUUAAUGGCCGUGGGUCGAAUGGUUACACAUUCACAGUAGACCAAGGCAAGACAUACCGGUUCCGGAUCUCCAAUGUGGGGAUCUCAACCUCAAUCAAUUUUCGGAUCCAAGGGCACAAGAUGAGGCUGGUCGAGGUCGAGGGAAUCCACACGCUGCAAAACACCUAUGAUUCCAUCGACAUCCACCUAGGGCAAUCGUUGUCUGUGCUCGUAACAGCUGACCAGCCCGCACAUGAUUAUUACAUUGUCGUCUCGACGCGGUUCACCUCCCAAGUGCUCACAGCAAACUCAACCUUACGCUACAGUGGCUCUUCAGGAGGCAUAUCAGGUCCCCCACCAGCUGGCCCGACUAUACAGGUUGAUUGGUCGCUCGAACAGGCACGAUCAUUUAGGCGGAACUUGACGGCGAGUGGUCCGAGACCGAACCCGCAGGGCUCAUAUCACUAUGGAAUGAUCAACGUGACCCGAACCAUCAGACUUGCAAACUCCGCUCCUAUAAUCAAUGGGAAGCAGCGUUACGCCGUCAAUAGUGUCUCAUUCAUCCCUGCAGACACUCCCUUGAAGCUUGCUGACCACUUCAACACACCUGGAGUCUUCACCAUCGGCAGCAUGCCAGACAACCCCACUGGCGCAGGCGGUUACCUUCAGACUUCUGUGAUGGGUGCCGAUUUCCGUGGCUAUGCAGAAAUUGUCUUUGAGAAUCAAGAGGAUACCGUGCAGUCAUGGCACAUCAAUGGACACAACUUCUUCGUUGUAGGGAUGGAUGGAGGACAGUGGUCCCCUGCAAGUAGACUGAAUUACAACUUACAGGACACAAUUUCUCGAUGCACUGUUCAGGUUUAUCCUCUGUCAUGGACAGCAGUCUACGUGCCUCUGGACAAUGUGGGAAUGUGGAAUGUAAGGUCCGAGAACUGGGCUCGCCAGUAUCUUGGCCAGCAGUUCUAUCUCCGUGUCUACUCGCCUGCAAACUCUUGGAGAGAUGAAUACCCAAUCCCGAGCAAUGCUCUGCUCUGUGGCAGAGCAAUCGGGCAUCACGGCUAGCCCGUGUGAUAUGGAUCACAACCCAGUUCAAGUGCCUAAAGAUCAGAUCUACCGAAAGUAGCAAAACUGCCUCAAUAAGAUAUCCCUUUCAUUCUUCCUCCUAUGUCAUCUAGGAAAUCCAAGUUGUUUCCCUGUCAAUGACGAAGCUAAUUACAUAUUGCCCGGUACCAAAGCUAUGGUUAGUAAAAAACAUUGAAAUUGUCCUGAGGCUCCGCUCGAGCCUAUGCGGAGAACCUCCUUCCGAUUUUCUGGUCUCAAGGACAAAUUUUCCUUUCUUAUUGCAGGAAUUGUUCUUUCUUUUUACCUUUCUCGAGGUCAUAUUAGAUUCACUCCAAUUCUUUUGUUUGGAGAUCUUAUCGAUUUAGCCUUGCUUCAAACCGUAAGAGAAUGAACAUUAUUGAAUCAUC
Messenger RNA from Punica granatum (pomegranate), 2322 nucleotides. The record is from RefSeq and is a predicted model, not a curated record. NCBI's taxonomy places the organism in Eukaryota, Viridiplantae, Streptophyta, Magnoliopsida, Myrtales, Lythraceae.